UAGAAAGGUGCAGAGAAGAAAACCGUGGUAUCGGCAAACUGAAUGCUUUAAUGCAUGCUGAGCGUUUGGUCGGAACGCAUCCGACAAAAGAGAAACGAUUUUUUGUUUUUAUAUCAAUCAAAUUGGCAACAAUAAAAAGAUAAAAUUUCAAAAGAAAAGAUUGUGAUACGACUAAUUUCACAAAAAAUUCAAGAAAGAAGAUGACUCGAUUUACGGAUCUACGUAUGAUUUUCUUCUUACUUCUAAUCAUUCAAUUGGAGAAAUUCUUUCUUCGAAAACAAGGAAUUUUGUUCAGUGAAGCCAGAAUGGAAGAGCAAUUUGAAAAAUGCUGUGGACUUGGUACUUCAUGGGCUUUGGAAGGGCUCAGGUGUGAAAAAUUCACAGGUCCAGUAUCUGGAGUGCCGACAGUCGAACAAGGACUUUGCUUAGAGGCUGUGGACAUCUGUUGCGUGAGAGCGUAUCACGAACAACAAUGCAAGAAAGGGAAAUUGGACGCACAUGUUGGUUUAGCGUGUGUUUCCGGCAGUAAAAGUAAACGUUUGGGACCGGGUGAUUAUCAUCGUGACUGUUGCGAAGCGUGUAAAUUAGGGAUUUUAACUGGAUCUAUGGGACAAGGAUGUGCUUUUAAAAAAUUUACCUUUGGCAAUCCAUGGGAUCCUGCAUUUUUGGAAUGUUGUUAUGAAGCAUCACCAAGUACGACAACAAUUUUUACUACAAAUCUUACAAAUGCAACAUCUUCCAGCGAGAUUACUAAUAGUGAAUCAACUUCAAUAUCAUCAUAUUCUUCUUCUUCUUCAUUGUCUACUCAAACUACAUUAGCCUCAUCAACAUCUUUUUCUCCAUCGAUACCUACACCUCCCUUAGAUGACAUCUGCCAACUUAUGAAGGGAUUAUUAUGUUCUGACAUUUGUGUUCCUACACCAGGAUCUUAUUAUUGUAAAUGUCGCGAAGGUUUUACUCUAUUAGAAGAUGGAAAGACUUGUAGACAAGAUCUACCAACUGAUAGAUGUAAAUCUAGUAAUCCAUGUGAACAACGUUGUACGGAUAAUGGAGUUGCAGUUACAUGCAGUUGUAAUCCUGGUUACAUAUUAGCGGAUGAUAAACAUUCUUGUUUAUUGAAACCAUCGGAAAUUAAAACUACUACUAUUCUGGAGGACAACGACUUUUCACUUCUUUGUCCAGCUGGUUAUCGUUACAAUGCUACUAAUCAAGUUUGCGAUGACGUGAACGAGUGUAUAGAAAGAAGAAUAUGUCCUGAUUAUUGUGAGAACACUAUAGGAUCUUAUAUAUGCACAUCAAAAAAUCUCAAAAUUGAUCCUUAUGAAGAUUGUCCUCCUGGAUACCAAUGGGAAUCUAUCACUGGCCUUUGCUCAGAUAUUGAUGAGUGUUUAAUAUUAUCUAAACCAUGUCCUGGAAUCAAAAAUGUUUGCGUUAACACACAAGGUAGUUUUAGUUGUUUAGAGAUAAAAGGAAUAAAAUCAUGUCCUGCUGGAUUUAAAUUCAAUAACUUUUCGCAGCAAUGUGAAGAUGUCGAUGAAUGCGCAGAAAAAAUUCAUAGUUGUUUAGAAGAUAUGGAAAAAUGUCGUAACACCGAAGGUGCUUAUGAGUGUGAUAUAAAAUGUAACGAAGGGUUUAUUUACAGUGUUAAUUUGGGUAUCUGUAUAGACAUGGAUGAAUGCCUUGGGUCCAAUAAUCCUUGUCUUGAUCCGAAUACCACUUGUAAAAAUAUACUAGGCGGUUACGAAUGCUUAUCUUUAAAUCGUUCUAUUGUUUCAAUUGAUGAACAAACGGAACCAUCAAUUUGUUCUGCGGGAUAUAAACCCAUGAAUGAUUCUAAUAAUGCAUGUAUCGAUGUAGAUGAGUGUAAAGAACAACUGCAUUCGUGUGAAAUAAACGAACAAUGUGUAAAUGACAUAGGUAGUUAUAGAUGUGAACCAUUAAAUCAUGAAAUUACCAAUUUAAAUGGAAAGGAUAAAGACCAUCAUAAUUAUUUAUAUGAACGUAAUGGACAUAAAUCAUAUAUACAACGAUAUAACAUUACUGGAUAUAAGUCACAAAUUUCUAAUUCUCCAGCCCUUAAUCAAACAAUGAUUUGUAAUGAAGGAUUCAUUUUUGAUCAACAUACUUUAAAUUGCAUUGAUAUUGAUGAAUGUAAUAAUAAUUUAGUAAAUUGUAAAAUUGAUGAAAAAUGUAUAAAUUUCAAUGGUGGAUAUAAAUGUUCUCCUAUAUGUCCAUCUGGUUUUCAAUAUAAUGAUACUUAUUACUCAAGCAGAAACGAACCGUUUUGUCGAGAUAUAAAUGAAUGCGCACUUGGAUUACAUUCUUGUAACGUAUCAACUCAUUAUUGUGUCAAUACGAACGGUUCGUAUUCCUGUAAAGAAUUUGCGACAACGAUAAGUUCACCAAGAAUUAGCAAACAAUUAAAUAGUAAAAAAAAUAAUAUAAUGCAGAAUACCAAUCAUUAUUUAUUCUUGGAGCCAUGUAAAAAAGGAUAUAUCAGAGAUGUAAAGAGUAGAGAAUGCGUGGAUAUCGAUGAGUGUGCAUCGAUUAGAGCUUGUCAAGAGCAUGAAAUGUGUCAUAAUAUGCCAGGUGAUUUUGAGUGUACACCACUUUGCACUACUGGUUGGUACUUUAAUACAGUGACAAAAGGUUGCCAAGAUGUCAACGAAUGUCUUUUAGGCAGACACGAUUGUCCAGAAAAUACUCAUAAAUGCGUUAAUACAAAUGGUUCCUUUUUUUGCGAAUUGGUACCGCCUUGUAGCAACGGUUACAAGCGAUCUUUCUUCAAUGAUAGUUGCGUGGAUAUCGAUGAAUGCGAGGAAAACUUGCAUUCUUGUCGAUUAGAAUUGCAUCAAUAUUGUGUUAAUAGAAAUGGCACUUUCGAAUGUUUAACCAGAUUACCUUCUUGUUCAAUCGGUUAUGAAUAUUCUUUAGCUACUAGAAGAUGCGAGGAUAUUGAUGAAUGUGUUACUGAUCAACAUACAUGUGAUUCUAGACUUUUUGAAAAAUGUAUCAACUUACCUGGGACUUACAGAUGUGAAAGACCUGCAUCGAUUAGACAAUAUCAACGUCAAAAACCUGCUUGUCCUUCCGGUUAUAGAUAUCAUCUUCGACUAAAAAAGUGCACAGAUAUCGACGAAUGCGCGGAAGGUUUGGAUUCUUGUGAAGGUGAGGUCUGUUAUAAUCAGCCGGGUGGUUAUAGCUGCGCGAAACUUCCAAAACCAAGAACCAGGAAGCCACUUACGACAGCCUUACCACUACCAACGAAUAAGAAAUGUAUUCCUGGAAUGAAAUUGGUUAACAAUCGCUGCAUCGACAUCGAUGAAUGUCGCGAAAUAGAAGAUGCAUGCAGUAGUAACGAGGAAUGCAUUAACACUGUAGGAAGCUAUAUGUGCGAGUGCAAAAUUGGUUUUCAACGUGAGAAUUUGACUCAAGCCUGCGUGGAUAUUAACGAGUGCCAAACACAGGUAUGAUCUUCCAUGAUCAUGC
Apis dorsata (giant honeybee) is the source of this 3489-nucleotide messenger RNA. RefSeq names its product fibrillin-1-like. NCBI's taxonomy places the organism in Eukaryota, Metazoa, Arthropoda, Insecta, Hymenoptera, Apidae. The record is from RefSeq and is a predicted model, not a curated record. The transcript has 14 exons. Bases 201 to 3473 code for a protein of 1090 amino acids. Gene Ontology annotation, molecular function: calcium ion binding.